AGGUCUUCUCUGCCGCAACAGUUCUCCCGAAGGGUUUUUCCAGCACUUUCAUCACAAGCCACACCUCUCUAAAUUUGCUCUCCUGCAAAGUUCUUAAUUAUCGUUUCCUUGUGAUUAGAACAAACCCAGUGCAGCUAAAAAAGACCAGCAACGACCCACUCGAACCCAGAGCUGAGUGGACAAGCAUGACUUCCUGAUUUGUGCCCAGUCUCCACCCCAAGCACGUAAAACACAGCACAUGUUGCCAAGUCAGGAUGUUUGUUCUGACCACAAAAACCACAUGCUCCUUCCCGCCUGGAGUUUCAAAAGACCCAGAUGAGGAAUCCUUUGGCUCUGUGACCGUCCCCAAGAGUUAUCUCGCCUGCCUUGAGAGAGAGAGAGCAGCUUGUUCAAGCGCCCGUAUUGGGGAGCGCAAGAGAAUGGCCCGAGAAAUCUCCUACGAAAACGCGGAGGUGUUUGAACCGAAGGAGAUUGCUCUAAAAAAGUCCUCUGGGAAGAGAACCACCUUCGUUCUGACCUUCCUCGCCCUUCUGGCCCUCCUGCUCGCCAUUGUGCUGCUCGCCUUGGCCGUUCUGUAUGUCCAGAAAGAAAGGAAGCUCACAGAACUGGAACGAGCGGCAGACAAAAUCAAGGCUGCUCUUCGGCUCAGCAACGUCUCCUUCGCCUCUGAGGAUGUUCAGCUCUUGGAAAAUAUCUCCGAGGCUUUCUCCAAACUGCAGGCCCACUUGGAGAAUGUCAGUGCAUCACAAACUGCGGCUCAAGACCGUUACCGGAGGCUUCUGCACUUGGUCUCUGCUGGCUGGAAGCUUUAUCAGGGGAACUUCUACCUCCUUUCUCAAGAGGCAAAAAACUGGCAUGCGGCUGAACAGGACUGUCAGUCAUCUGGUGCGCACCUGACUUCUGUGACUUCCCGGCAAGAAAUGGAUUAUCUGUCCAAGGAAUCCAGGGGGCUGACCUUUUGGAUCGGGCUGACAGACCACGAGGAAGAAGGCAACUGGACCUGGGCAGAUGGCACAAAAUACAACAGAAAGAUCAGUUUCUGGGCACGAGAACAACCGGACAACUGGCACGGGGCCCCAGAACACCAGGAGGAUUGUGUCCAGAUUGCAAAAGCACAGUGGAAUGACGUCAGCUGCACCUACAGUUACCGAGGGUUCUGCAAGAUGCCCUUCUCCUGAGCACAGGGAGACGCCCGCAGCCCCACUGGACUGGUCUCGCCCAGCAUCCUCCUUCCAGCACAGGACCACUAAAUGCCCCAGAAGCUUACGAAUAGCUGUCAAUCCAUAACAGACCCUACGCAGUGGCCAGCAGCUUUUGGUAACGGACUUAGUUCAACAUGGUUUGAAAAAUGAAAACGUCACCUCAGGGAGCUGGACAGAGGACAGGCAGUCUUUGUCUUCUGUGUG
Molecule: messenger RNA, 1406 nt
Organism: Pogona vitticeps (central bearded dragon)
Lineage: Eukaryota; Metazoa; Chordata; Lepidosauria; Squamata; Agamidae
Source: RefSeq, a predicted model, not a curated record